Messenger RNA from Microtus ochrogaster (prairie vole), 7194 nucleotides. It is a transcript of the gene Fndc3b, whose product is annotated as fibronectin type III domain containing 3B. Gene Ontology annotation, molecular function: protein binding. The record is from RefSeq and is a predicted model, not a curated record. Lineage: Eukaryota; Metazoa; Chordata; Mammalia; Rodentia; Cricetidae.
UUGGGGACACUCCCCGCCCGCCGCUGGCCACCUCUGCGCGCCACGUCCUCCCUCCCCGUCCUGCCCCCUGGGCUCCCCCCGGGCUAGGGGCGGGAACCGGCGGCCACGGCUGGACUCGGCGAGCCAGGCGGCUGCAGGCUCGGGCGGGGGAGCGGGGCGCGGCGGGAAGCAGAGGACGACCCGGUGCGUGUGGGCCAGCGGAGCGCGGAUAGCAAGUUGAGGGCAAUUCUCCAUGAAUGUACGUCACCAUGAUGAUGACCGACCAGAUCCCCCUGGAACUGCCACCCCUGCUCAACGGGGAGGUGGCCAUGAUGCCCCACUUGGUGAAUGGAGAAGCAGCCCAGCAGGUUAUUCUUGUCCAAGUUAACCCGGGUGAGACCUUCACAAUAAGAGCCGAGGAUGGAACACUGCAGUGCAUCCAAGGCCCCGCUGAAGUUCCCAUGAUGUCGCCCAAUGGGUCCAUCCCUCCCAUCCAUGUGCCUCCAGGUUAUAUCUCACAGGUGAUUGAAGACAGUACUGGAGUCCGCCGGGUGGUGGUUACACCCCAGUCUCCUGAGUGUUACCCACCAAGCUAUCCCUCAGCCAUGUCUCCAACCCAUCACCUGCCCCCUUAUCUGAGUCACCACCCGCACUUCCUUCAGAACUCGCACACGGCUUAUUAUCCGCCUGUCACCGUUCCUGGAGAUAUGCCACCGCAGUUCUUCCCCCAGCACCACCUCCCCCCGACAAUAUAUAGUGAGCAAGAAAUUAUCCCACUUUAUGGAAUGUCGAGCUACAUCACCCGAGAAGACCAGUACAGCAAGCCACCGCACAAAAAGCUGAAGGACCGCCAGAUUGACCGCCAGAACCGUCUCAACAGCCCACCUUCCACCAUCUAUAAGAGCAGCUGUGCAACAGUGUACAAUGGUUAUGGGAAGGGCCACAGCGCCGGAAGCAGUGGAGGCGUGGGAGGUGGAAGCGGAGGUGGACCUGGGAUCAAAAAGACGGAGCGAAGAGCCAGAAGCAGCCCAAAGUCCAGUGAUUCGGACUUGCAAGAGUAUGAGUUGGAAGUAAAGAGGGUGCAGGACAUUCUUUCGGGAAUAGAGAAACCACAGGUGUCAAACAUCCAGGCAAGAGCAGUUGUGCUGUCCUGGGCACCCCCUGUCGGACUGUCCUGUGGACCCCACGGUGGCCUUUCCUUCCCUUAUAGCUAUGAGGUUGCCUUAUCAGACAAAGGGCGAGAUGGAAAAUACAAGAUCAUUUACAGUGGAGAAGAAUUGGAAUGUAACCUGAAAGAUCUCAGGCCUGCCACUGAUUACCACGUGAGGGUGUAUGCAAUGUACAAUUCUGUCAAGGGGUCCUGCUCUGAGCCAGUCAGCUUCACCACCCACAGCUGUGCACCAGAGUGCCCCUUCCCUCCCAAGCUGGCGAACAGGAGCAGAAGUUCGCUCACCUUGCAGUGGAAGGCUCCAAUUGACAAUGGUUCAAAAAUCACCAGCUACCUUUUAGAAUGGGAUGAGGGAAAGAGGAAUAGUGGCUUCAGACAGUGUUUCUUUGGGAACCAGAAGCAUUGCAAGUUGACAAAACUCUGUCCAGCCAUGGGCUACACCUUCAGGCUUGCUGCUCGGAAUGACAUCGGCACCAGUGGUUAUAGCCAGGAGGUGGUGUGCUAUACACUGGGAAACAUCCCACAGAUGCCCUCAGCACCCAGGCUCGUCCGAGCUGGCGUCACCUGGAUCACACUGCAGUGGUCCAGGCCUGAAGGCUGCUCGCCGGAGGAAGUGAUUACGUACACCCUGGACAUCCAGGAGGACGAAAACGAUAACCAUUUCCACCCGAAGUACAGUGGAGAAGAUCUGACCUGUACUGUAAAAAAUCUCAAAAGAAGCACACAGUACAAGUUCAGGCUGACUGCUUCUAACAUGGAAGGGAGAAGCUGCCCAAGUGAAGUCCUGGUUUGUACGACCAGUCCUGACCGACCUGGACCUCCUACCAGGCCGCUCAUUAAAGGGCCAGUCACAUCGCAUGGCUUCAGUGUCAAGUGGGAUGCUCCAAAGGACAGUGGCGGCUCAGAAAUCCUGAAGUACCUGCUGGAGAUCACAGAUGGAACUUCUGAAGCUGGUCAGUGGGAAGUGGCCUACAGCGGCUCUGCUAUGGAGUAUGUCUUUACCCACUUGAAGCCAGGCACUUUGUACAGACUGCGGGUCUGCUGCAUCAGCACCGGUGGGCACAGUCAGUGUUCUGAAAGUCUCCCCGUUCGCACACUAAGCCUUGCGCCAGGUCAGUGCCGACCGCCGAGGGUUUUGGGUAGACCAAAGCACAAAGAAGUCCACUUAGAGUGGGACGUCCCUGCAUCUGAGAGUGGCUGCGAGGUCUCCGAGUACAGCGUGGAGAUGACAGAGCCUGAGGAUGUCGCUUCCGAGGUGUACCAUGGGCCCGAGCUGGAGUGCACAGUCGGCAAUCUGCUUCCUGGGACUGUGUAUCGCUUCCGAGUGCGGGCUCUGAAUGACGGAGGGUACGGCCCCUACUCCGACGUGUCAGAGAUCACCACCGCCACGGGGCCCCCUGGGCAGUGCAGAGCUCCCUGCAUCUCCUUCACGCCGGAUGGAAGCGUCUUGGUGGGGUGGGAGAGCCCGGAGAGCCCUGGUGCUGACAUCUCUGAGUACAGGCUGGAAUGGGGUGAAGAUGAAGAAUCCUUAGAACUCAUUUACCAUGGUCCAGACACCUGCUUUGAGAUCCAGAAUCUGUUGCCUGCUGCCCAGUAUUGCUGCAGACUACAGGCCUUCAAUCCCGCAGGUGCUGGGCCGUACAGCGAGCUUGUCCACUGCCAGACACCUGCCUCUGCCCCUGACCCUGUGUCCACGCUGUGCGUCCUGGAGGAGGAGCCCCUCGAUGCCCACCUGGACCCGCCCUCUGUGUGCCUUGUACUGAACUGGGAAGAGCCGUGCAAUAAUGGAUCUGAAAUCGUCGCUUACAACGUUGAUCUCGGACACACUAGCAUUACUGUGGGCAACACUACCACACACGUGAUAAAGGACCUCCUUCCAGAGACUACGUACCGGAUCAGAAUUCAGGCCGUCAAUGAGAUUGGAGUCGGACCUUUUAGUCAGUUCAUUAAAGCAAAAACUCGGCCAUUGCCACCCUUGCCUCCUAGACUGGAGUGUGCUGCAUCUGGUCCUCAGAGCCUGAAGCUCAAGUGGGGAGACAGUAACUCCAGAACGCAUGCUGCUGGUGACCUGGUGUACACGCUGCAGUUGGAGGACCGGAGCAAGAGGUUUGUUUCCAUCUACAGAGGACCCAGCCACACCUACAAGGUCCAGAGACUGACGGAGUCCACCUGCUACUCCUUUAGAAUCCAGGCAGCGAGCGAGGCAGGGGAGGGACCUUUCUCAGAAACUUACACCUUCAGCACAACCAAAAGUGUUCCUCCCACCCUCAAAGCACCUCGAGUGACACAAUUAGAAGGAAACUCAUGUGAAAUCUUAUGGGAGACGGUACCACCGAUGAAAGGCGAUCCUGUUAACUACAUCCUGCAGGUACUGGUCGGAAGAGAAUCUGAGUACAAACAGGUGUACAAGGGAGAAGAAGCCACAUUCCAGAUCUCAGGCCUCCAGAACAACACAGACUACAGGUUCCGUGUGUGCGCGUGCCGCCGCUGUGUGGACACCUCCCAGGAGCUCAGUGGAGCUUUCAGCCCCUCUGUGGCCUUUGUGUUACAACGACGCGAGGUCAUGCUUACAGGAGACAUGGGGAGCAUGGACGAUCCCAAAAUGAAGGGCAUGAUGCCUACUGAUGAACAGUUUGCUGCCCUCAUUGUGCUUGGCUUCGCAACCUUGUCCAUUUUAUUUGCCUUUAUAUUACAGUACUUCUUAAUGAAGUAGACCUGCAGACUAAAGGUAUGGAUGGGGCACCACCCAUUGAAUACACAUUUACUCAGAGCCUUCCCUUUCAGCCUUGUUGUCCUUUGAUUUAUAUACUUCUCUUGUUUUACAGCUUUAGCUAGGAGAAACAGUCGGUGUUUGGCUGCACCUAUUUGAGAUGCAAAAGUAGGAAGAGGUUAAACUGGAUUAAAAAAAAUAAAGAAAUAAAUAAGAGGAAAGGAGAGCAGCAGGAAAGCACCAGCCACCAAGAGACAGUGUGCCCAGUGAGCGCAGUGUGCCUGGUGUGCCCAGUGAGCGCAGUGUGCCCGGUGUGCCCAGUGAGAGCAGUGUGCCUGGUGUGCCCAGUGUGCCCAGUGAGCGCAAUGUGCCUGGUGUGCCCAGUGUGCCCCGUGUGCCCAGUGUGCCCCGUGAGCGCAGUGUGCCUGGUGUGCCUGGUGUGCCCCUUGAGCGCAGUGUGCCCGGUGUGCCCAGUGAGCGCCGUGUGCCCAGUGAGCGCAGUGAGCUUAUGUUUUCAAGCUUUCCAGUAUGCUUCUAUUCUGUUUCCACUGAAGUCUUUCACAAGCCUUUGAUUUUUUUUGUGUGUCCCAGUUUAGUAAUUUAUAUUCACAGUCUACAUCUGUAAACAGAAUCACAGUGUAUGGAGUUCAGGGGUGGGAUUUUGCUGUUGUCAGAGUAGUGUCACACGAGAACAUACAGAACAUGUGUGCCUUCGGCUGAGGCCACCCAGACCAUCUGUCAUCACUCAGUUCUUAACUGUGUAGCUCACUUAAGUCAAACUGUGUACUUUAAUCUAAAUGUGUUACUACUCUGUAUCCCUUAUCAUUUUAACACUAUGAGUUGCCUGUCUAAGAAAUCACAUAACCAAAUGCACCUAUCAGUGAUGGAGCAUUGUAGAUUUUCACGUCGGUCCAUAGCAGUAACUUUAAGAGGGCAUUGUGCAAUAGUUAGUUUUCCUGUUCAGCUACUUUAAAAGCUGCUUUAACUUGCCUGUCUGUCUGUGUAUAUAACUACUUCUAAUCACUAGAGUUAUUAUAUUCUGUUGUGUUUGACCAGAACUAUGUGAUGAGAACUCAUGGCAGUCGAAUGCCUCACAAUUGUGGGCUGUCUUCUUACAUGUUGGUCCAUUAGUUUUGAAAGAUUUGUCUUUGGCUAUCCCUUGGGGUAUCAGUAAAGUGAAUGAAGUCCAGUACCUGAUUUCAGCGCCCGCAAGACUAAUGUAGCGUAGACACAAGUCUUACUGAUAAAGCCCACAAGGGAACCAUCUACACUUGCCCUGUUUCUGGGGGCUCCAUCCAGCCACAUGUAGAGAGGGAGUGGUAAGCGGCUGGAAGCACAGUGUGUUUGUGGCCAAAGAGCCUCCAAGAUUCUCUCCCUGGAUCUGUCAGUAACUUGCUUUGUGACCUCUCUGUGCCUGUUUUUCCAUGCAUGAGAAAUCAAGUCAAAUCAAAUGGGGAUUCAGUAUCUGUAAGUGCUUUGAGAUCUUAGAUCCAGCGGUGCUAUUGGAGUACAAAUGUUAUCUCGCACAUUCAUUUAGAGUCAUGAUAAUCAGUUCUAACCCAAAGUCAUUGGAUUACUCAUAUGAAGUCCACAAUGUUCGAGUACCUCAGGGACACUUAAGAGUUGGAGGUGCAACUGUAUUCCAAAAGGGUGCGACAGACACAGCCUAUCCCCUGUUCCUGUUUUUUUUUUUUUGUAUAUUUUUGAUCCUUGGUUUUUCUUGAUCAUAGCUGUUUUGUGCUUGGUCUAUGUUGUCUAUGCAGUAAGUACCCUGUACUAGCUUAUAAUAUUCCCAUACCAAAGUCAUGGGGAAACCAACAUUAUUUUGUUUUGGGUUUAUUUAUACUAUAUUCUGCAUACAGUACUUUAAAUGCCAAUUACAGUGCAAUCUUUAUUUAUUGUAAAAAUUUUUAAAUGUACUUAUGUACUAAUUUGCCCUCGUAGCAUGUUAUAUUUUGUGUGUUUUAUACUUUUGUAAUUUUAAGUCAGUUUGUUCCUUGGCAGCAUCUGUAGUAUUAACCUUCUGACAUUUCCUUGUGUUUUUAAAGAUAAGAAGAGCGUCUAACUCAUUAAAUGCCAAAAAUCCCAUUAUCAGUGAUUGAAAGGUUUACAUGUACCCAGAAAACCGUAAUCAUCUCUCGAGAGUGCUAAGAUCAAUACAUUACUGUGUGCCUAUAUCAAUGUAGUUCAGUACUAGAGAGCUCUGUAUUUUGUUAUUGACUAUAAUAAUUAGUGUAAUUACACUUGUAAACUGAUGGUAUCAAGGUAAAUAUAUUUUUGCCAAAGUUCUGGCCUUCAGAAACUCAUCAUUUCAUCGAAGUGUGUCAUCUGACCCACUGUGACAUUACAUCUGCAUUUUCCGAGACAGGUGUAAGCAGGAGAGAGCAAACUCAGCGGGAUCACCUUUAGAGCUAUUUGUGGGGCGAGUCUUUUUUUGAAACACUUCAGCACUGCUGCUGUAGAGAAUUCUCUGAACUGGUUGAACGGUUUUAAAGGCAACAAUGCUUCCAGCCAAAGUCUCUGAGCAUCUGAUCUUCUGGAGAUUCCGUGCCCCAUGGCCAUCAGGGAGCUGAAGUGUGUGACUCUCGAGCAGACAGCACUUUAUUCUAUUGCUCUCCAUUAUUUGUUUUCAUUAUAAUCUCUUCAGUCAGGAAAUUACUCCUCUACAUGGCACUAUUUUCUAUCGCAAGUCUGUAUAUGUGCUAUGGAUAUAUAGCUAUAUAUAUAUAUAUAUUGUCAUUACAAAGGAACAGUAAGAUGAAGUGUUCUAUUAAUCUCCUUCUGCCCUUGACCAAGCGUAGGAGUGGCUUUCCCAUGCUCUGAGGCUUCUCUGUAUGUCACACGCAUCCCUGACACAAGAAAUUCCAGUCAUCUGAAGCAAACUGCCCUUUGUCCUCAAAGAAAAUGUUUAACAAGAAAACUUUUUUAAAGGCUAUUUUGCAUAUUUUCUGCCUUGUUUUUAUCAAACUUCAGAUGUUGACAUUUUCUAACCCUGUUUCUUCGGCUACAAUCACUCAGUAUUUGUGUCAAAAUUGAAAAGUGCCCUCAUAGAAUGUGUCUGAAUGUUAUCCUUGCACAAUUGUUUAAAUUGAAAGGCGAAAUGUUUUACCUCACUGUUGGACAUACAUUCCAAGCUUUUCGACUUUAGGAGAAAAAAAAUAAUCAUAUGUUUUCUUGUCUUGUAAAUUUUAGAUUAUUUCAUAUACAUUAUAUUAAAACUGCCAUAUCAAUUUUAAUGUAUAGAUUUUGCAAAUACUAUGCUAUAUGUAAUACCUAACUGUAUCUGUAGUGUAUAUGUAAUAUAUUUAUGCCCAAUAAAUGUUUUAAUUCUUUCUGA